AUGCGGGAGGAAGAGGAGGGAGAGGAGGAGCAGGAGCGGGAGAAUCGCGGCGCUCGCAGCGCCCGCACGCCGAGCCUGCAGCACCCCCUGCCCCGGGAGCAUCGCCCCCAGCCCCGAGCCGCAGGGGAGGGCGGAGGCCGAGCUCGUCCCGGCUCCAGCCAGGAGUCUCCGGGAGGAUUUUUUGGAGAGUGUUCGGAGCCGGCAGAUCCCGGACUCGAGCCCCGGAUAUCUCCGGGCUCCCCAAGAGGAGCUUUUUCGGGGGGAGAGGAGCCGCGAUCGCCCCUCGGGAGGGUCCCGGGGGGUCCACAUGAGGAGAUGAGCAUGGAGACUAGAGAGGACAAAUCCCCACGGAAGAACCUCAUGGAAGAGGCCGUUAUGAGUGACUCCAGGGCACAGGAAUCCAAGGGGGAGGAAAAUCCCCAGAGAUUCCACAGGAGGAGGGGCUGCAAGCCCAGCCCAGGGUGCUCUGAGGAGGAAAGACCCUCCCUUAGCCAGGAAAGUGGACAGAGCUUCAGCCAGGGCUCAGAGCCGGUGGUCCAUGAGCAGAUUCAUGAUGGGGAGAAGCGCUACAAGUGCCUGGAGUGUGGGAAGAGCUUCAGCCAGAGCAGUUCCCUGAUCCGCCACCAACACAUCCACACCGGGGAAUGGCCCUACGAGUGUGAGGAAUGUGGGAAGGGCUUCAGCUACAGGUCAGAACUCAUCAGGCACCAACGCAUCCACACUGGAGAGAGGCCCUACGAGUGUCCCCAGUGUCAGAAGAGGUUUCAGAGAAGCUUCAAUCUCCUCUGCCACCAGCGGAUUCACACUGGGGAGAGGCCCUUCCUCUGCCCUGAGUGCGGGAAGGGCUUCAAGCACAACUCCAACCUCAUCAGGCACCGGCGCAUCCACACCGUGGAGAAGCCCUAUGAGUGUCCCCAGUGUCAGAAGAGGUUUCAGACCAGCUCCAGUCUCCUCCAGCACCAGCAGAUUCACACAGAGGAGAGGCCCUUCCUCUGCCCUGAGUGUGGGAAGGGCUUCAAGAACAAGUCCAACCUCAUUAGGCACCAGCACAUCCACACAGGGGAGAGACCCUACGAGUGCCCCACCUGUGGGAAGAGGUUUCAGAGCAGCUCCAGUGUCCUCCUGCAUGAGCGGAUUCACACGGAUGAGAGGCCCUUGCGCUGCCCUGAGUGUGGGAAGGGCUUCAAGCAAAACUCCCACCUCAUCACCCACCAACGCAUCCACACUGGGGAGAGGCCCUACAAGUGUCCCCAGUGUGGGAAAAGCUUCACCGAUAGCUCUAACAUGAGAAAACACCAACGGAGGCACCACUAA
Messenger RNA from Zonotrichia leucophrys gambelii, 1314 nucleotides. RefSeq names its product zinc finger protein 660-like. Gene Ontology annotation, biological process: regulation of DNA-templated transcription. Gene Ontology annotation, molecular function: RNA polymerase II cis-regulatory region sequence-specific DNA binding; DNA-binding transcription factor activity, RNA polymerase II-specific. The record is from RefSeq and is a predicted model, not a curated record. Lineage: Eukaryota; Metazoa; Chordata; Aves; Passeriformes; Passerellidae. The coding region runs from base 1 to 1314 and encodes 437 amino acids. The transcript is spliced from 2 exons.